UCUUGGUGAUAGACGAUGUCCAAUUAGUUUGAUCUGGAUUAAACACAAGUGACCUCAAUUGGAAGCUCACUGACUAAUCUCAUCUCAUAUUUGAAACCAUUCUCAGUGUUAAAGUGAGCUCGCGGAGACGUGAUGGAUUAAGUGGUUGGCGGAAUUGAAACCAAGAAGCCAAGAGACAUGCUUCUAAUUCUCAUUUGUACGUUUUUUGGCACAGCCUGGUGUCAUGACGGCAGUCCCGAUUUGUUCCAGGAUAUUGCGUAUCGCCAAGAGCAUUUGGACCAAGAACUUCGGGACAUGCUCAUCGUGGUUCCACAUCCAAUUGCCUCUCUUUACCCUCGAUGGAACCACUCCACAAUCCGCAAUCUACCCUCGGAUAUAUUGUGUCGUGUCCCUCUAAUCAGGUUACGCCAAAUGGAACCGGAGCCCAAAUUUUGGGGCACACUCGUCCGGGCACGUCCCUUUGAUUAUCUUCUACUUGACAGGCUUCUGUCUUGGUUUCGAUCCAGCCCAAACCGAAUUCGAUUCCUACAGGGCCUUUCCGAUGGAAAAGCCAAUGUCCUGCCAGCCCAGACGUGGAUCAAAAUCGGACGAGGUUUAAAUGGUUGGUGGACCCACUGGAACGAUCUACUUCAAGAACUGUUUCAAGAGUACGACGGCUCCUCGUUUUCAAGUUAUCGCUGGCUUUUGGAACUCGAUCCUUCCGCGUAUGAACCUUGUUCCAACGGGCGCCCAGCUCUCCAAAGGCAGGAACUAUGCCUCGCAAAAAAUGUCAAAUUUAUUGCGGGAAAUGAGCAAAAACGAAAUGAGCUGGCCCGAAGUCUGCUCAUAGAUUUCCAUAACUUGGAUCGGAGAGAGCAGAUUUUCCGUUUUCGAUUCUGGAACUCGGCUCUUCAAGCCACAUUGAAUAUGGGAUCGCUGGCCAACCAAAUCAUUCCCGUUGAAGUGAGUAGCCACUUUAUGUUUGCCCUCCUCCCCAAACAGUUGGAACGACUUUGGAAGCAGAAACACCACGAAACUUAUGAGCUUGAUGGGGAACGCCAAGAGAGCGAAUCGCUCCGAUAUAGGGAGCUUCCAAUUCUUUGGCUUUUAUCGGACAUAAAAAUGAACCACCCAUCCCACGAGAACUUUGAAAUCGAGAUCUCGAAAUAUUUGAAUAUCACCCAACAAAUCAUGACUUCCAAGGCGCACCCUUCACGAGGCAGACUAUUCAAUGAGGAGCUCGACUCGUGCUUGAAUGGAGACUCCAGAAACUUUCUCAACGAUUCACCUCAGCUAGAAGCCAUGCUCGUGGAACGUCUUUGUUCCAUGUCGAUGAAGGACUUGGAAAGGGUUCCACUCGAGCUUCUUACCAACCCAGGGUUGCUCAAUGCUCUGGAGUGCUUGAAUCCAGGUCAAACUCUCGUUUUAACCAACAAGUUGAGCGAUCAAUUCCCGCUUGCAAUGCCUUCUUUCAUGUGGAAGCAUGUGCUUAUGGAGAAGUUUGAGGUGUUUCAAAGCGACCUGUCGGAUUCCGAGCUUCUCAAGUUCCUUCAAAAGACGCCAAUCUCCACCGAACAAGAAUGGAUUGUGUACAACCGAUUUCAACCGAGGCUCUUGAACAAUUUGACUUCGGAAUUGCUCUUUGAGCUUCUCUUGAUUCCAAAUCCCGCUGGAAUCUUUGGGCUCAUCGCGCCAUGGGAUUUACGACCUCAUAUUGAUAACCUCCUGGAUGACAUGGAGCUUUGGCCCAUCCAAAAGCUCACGGCAUUGUCGGAAUUGCCUCCAGUGUUAGCUUCAUCGUUACUCAGCAAAAUCUGGGAGAGCAAUGAGUUUGACCAUGGUGGCAAAAUCGCUCACCAUUUGAUCCACGGACUGGCUUGUCAUCAUGUGAAUCAAAUCCCUUUGAUUUCGAUUGACCGACUCGCCAGGGAGUUUUUGGCACGCCUCGGCCCGGGAACAUGGAUCAAUUCCCACCAGAUCAUCACUUGUUCCUGUUUACGAGCGAGAUUACAGCACUUCCAAAGACUUUCCAAUCAAGGGACGUCCUUAGUUACGACCCAACUUGAGGCCAUUUCAAACUUGUCCCCAUCGAACGAAACUGACGGAGAAGAAGAGCUUUCUUCAGCCUCUCUGGGAAGGGGAAUUUGUUUGCGAAGAAGCCAUUUGUUUCUUCCAAGUGAUUUGUCGAAAACGGCAUCGGUCGUCGUGCCGCCCUUAGAGCACCAACCCUGGCAUCGAUUACAUUUGGCCAAGAUAUUUCCCUAUCUCGCCAAGCGUGACGUCAUAAAAAUAGGAGAAAUGUGGAAAAGUUUCGGGGUCCCCUUAUCAUUGAGUUUAGAGGAUCUGAUCCAAUUUGGUCCGAGCAUUUCGUUAUUGGCCUUGGAGAGGUUCCAAAUGGUCCCGGAACAACGGAAAAAUCUCUCCAUGGCCUUAAAGGCCGUCAUUCGUGAAUCCCACCACUUCCAGGCAACAAACGACCCAAAAAGUUGCUUUUCGAAUGAAUUCAAGGAUGAAAUGGAUAAUUUGUUGGAGCUCUACUUGCGUCUCACGAGUCUGGACGAGAAUUCAGUUAAUGGCUCGAGCCAUUUCAUUUCCUCGUCGAAAAGUCCAGGUCAAAUUGGAACAACAAUAACAACAACAACAACAACAACCCCACCUUUAGCUCCGACUCGAAAAGCUAAAUGGCCCAGGAGGAAGAAGCGGGACAUGGAGCACUCAGGCUUGGCCAGUAAAGCAAAGUGUGACUUUGCCAACUUAACGUUCACACGAGAGCUUUUCAAUUUCACACUCAAAUUAGCUCAACUGCAUUUGGAUUCGGGACUUAUUCGGCCUGUACCACACAUUGGACCAUUGGUAAUGGACGUAGUGGAACAGAGGCGAACGAUCCUUCAACGGGUUCUCAACCUCGGCAUGAAACUGAGCGAUAAAGAACUUUAUGACGAGGUCACUUUUGAGCUUGAGGACCAUGAAAUCAAUCCUGAGCAACGGGCUCUCAUCGAGGAUGCUUUCAAUGAAAUCUAUAUAAAAGCGGUGAAGCGCCUCGUUGUUACGGCCAAUCUGUUCCCCAAGGAUAUGACUCCCUUGAGCUGUCGAAUUGCUGACAUGGACCUUUUCCUGAUUUUUCCCAUGUCCAUUAUGAGCCAAUUUUAUGAUCGAGAAAUCUGGUUGGAACACAGGAACUACUCCAUGGAAGAGACAUUGGAGAACGAGGUCAUCUCGGAUACCAAUGAGAAUGAAACCGAUUCAGUGCUUUUGGCCAUUCUUUACAAAGGGUCCAAGGCGUAUUCAUCAGCUUUGGUCACGGCCGAGGAAUUGGAGAGAGCCAUUGACUUUGUGGCCCAACUUUAUGGGCUCAUCAUGGAGGCCUACAAUCAGAAAUUGAACUCGCCUUCGUCCUCGAAUUGGAACCUGGUGGGGAUGAGUUCCAAAGUGGAAUAUAAGAUUGCCACCGAAAAACGAAGAUACCUUGAUCGACUUAAACGGAUCUUCGAACUCAGCGAUUUGAGAUCCGACGAAGUUGGCGUCAUUUUGCAGUCUCGCUUGGAGAGUGAGGACCAAAAGGCACUUUUCCACAUGGAAAACCUAAGGUAUCAGUACCGUCUUAUCAAGAGCAUGAUUCAGAUUGCGAAAAUAAAGGCCGAAGAUUUAGAGCUAGGUGAUCUUCUUAUGGGUAAUGGAGAUGCCCUGGAAAUUAUCUUGAACCUCUUUCCGGAGUAUCAUCCCACGGAAUACAGUUCAAACACGACCACCCAGAUCUUCCCUACUGUUCUUCAUUCAACUUGGUCUAUUCCAACAACCACCACGGCCGUCAUGUGGACAUCGACAAAUCCACCCCCGACUUCCAAAAUCCACCAAUCGACCCCGGGAGAGAUCUUAGCCUGUUCGUUUGGCCUUCUAUCUGGCGAAAUUUGCGAGAAGAAUCCCGUAUAUGAAGACUAUCCUCGUAUCCUCAACAAAUCUUUGGCAAACUCCUCCGGAAAGGAUCCCGAAAAUCAUGAUCUUAUAAUCCAAAGCUUAUAUCUCACUUUGAUCCAACUCUUAAAUCAGAGAGUCAGCACUGUCAAUGUUAGUAAAGAUGACAAAGUUUACAUCCAACUUUUCAUGGACAAGAAGAAGAGGAAGUUCGUUUCGUUCUUGAAGAUGAGGAACGUUACAUUGGAAGAUACUUCAGGCUUGGAACACCACUUCCUGGAACAAAUGUUGGACAUUUCAAAGACUCUCAUUCAGGAGCUGGACUUGUCGCCGGGUGACUUGGGGGUGGAACAUGCUUUGGAAUAUCCAGUCAUCCAGGACUUGUUUCGGGGCUAUAUAUUCCAAGGUGUGAAACAGAACCCCGAGCUUCAUGACCUGAUGUGCGAGAACCAUUUGCUCCAAACCUCGUGUGUAGUAGAAGGAAGCCCCCACAACCGAUCCAAUUUCUUAGAAAAAAAUACGAGGGAUCAAAAAGUAUCGACACUUUACGAAAACGUACUACACAUCCUUGAAGAAAGGGAGGUUGAAGGAAAGCUGAACACAUCCAUGGCUAAUUUAGUUCAUAAGGUGAAGAUCCGUGCUCAAAAGAACCUUCAGCAAUCACUCUCGAACGCGAUGUCGAAGAACGGAGAAAGCAGCGAAAUUGAGCCCAUGACGAUGCUCCACACCAAUGUCGAUCCGGCCGAGAUCAACCUGAUCAAGACCAAUCUGACGGACUUCAAGCUUAAAAUGGCUCAAUACUUCAUCGACAGCUUGAAAUUGGAACCCGGGGACCUGGGGUUGAACCAAUCUGCCUCCAGAGACGAGUCUAUGAGGACGGCUUUCCGGUGGUAUUACGUCAAGUUGAGCAUGGAACAAAGACGGAUCCUAUUUCAAAUUGAUGCCAUGUUCAAGCAGGCUAAGAAAACACUCAAGACCAAGCCACUGACGAGGGAUCAAAUUCACGAAAUUCGAACCCUGCAAAAGAAGGUCAACAAAGACAGUGCCAUCGUGGCCCAGCGAUACUUAAAAAUAAACGCGACUGGACAAGAAAAGCAAGUGGCUAGAAUCUUGGCCGAGAUGGUGAAGGCUGGGAAUCUUUCGGACAUUGUUAUCGAUGAGGUCAAUGAAUUUGCCCUCCUGCAGAAAGUGUACAUUAUCAUGCGACUCGUGCAGAUCGUCGACAUUUCUCCGCAAGACUUUAGCUCCACUCUUCUGGACCAGAUCCCUCAAUCGUACUUGAACAUCAUGUUUGGAAAACAUUUGGAAGAGAGUCAGGUGGAACCGCCGACUCAAAACCACGAAGACGUCACCCAAGCCCCAAAGGUUAUGGGUAGAGGAAUACCUAGUGAUGGACGCGAGGACAAGGAUGUCACCAAAUCCAAGUCCAAAAGAGAAUCCGAGCGCCCCGAAACGGCUCAUGCUUUGGAAAGCAACACCUUGUCAAAUAUUGCUUUCUUUUUGUACCAUAGAGCUGUUAGCAUCGCCUCCUUCCGCAAAUCCAAAGGCCAAUUAAGUGUUGAGACAAUCCAGGAAUUAAACAACAUUCUAGCCAACCAGCAGAGAAGCAUUGUGGAACGAUUUCGAAACUUGGGGUCCGAUGAAGCUCUCCCAAGUGAAGGUCAAAGCAAAUUGGGAUUUGUAGUUCUCCAUGGCAACCUCGGCAUGGAUGAAAGUGAGGCAAUCAACAAUGAAGUUAUCAAGAUCCAACUCAAGGCUACGAAACAGAUCAUUCUCCUCUUGAAUUUGGAACCACAAUUCUUUCAAGUCAAUUCGAACUUCAUUUUGACCUCCGGAAUCAAAGCCUAUCUCUUUGGAAAGACACCCAGCUUCAAGAGCGAAACCAAUAGUUACUUAAACGGAGUGAACGUAUUGUAUUCCGAUAUUCGAAAAGUGCUCACCAGAUUCGCCCAUGAAGGCAAACUAAACUCCAAGCAGACCAUAACCGCCAAGAAGAUCAUCAACGAUCUAAACAAAGAAACUGUGGCCGAAAUGGUGCACAUCCUGGAACUCUCUCGAGCGGAAUUGCAUCCAGACAAUCUAAUCAAGCUGAUCCAGGCCAAAACAAGUAGUGAGACUCUCACAUCUGAUCAACAAUUCGAGAUCAAGACCGUAAUUUACGAGAAGAAACUCAAGGCAAUUCAGCAAUUUAUUUUGCUUUUGGAACUCAAGCAAUCGGACUUGCGGAUUAGUGGAACCGUCCCGGAUGAUCUCUUGACCUACAUUUUUAAUUCGGAUGGAUUAAGAGCUCUCCAAGAGGCAGAGAGUGCAGAUGUGGUUCAAUUUGACCGACUUAAUCAAGCUCAAGAGGACAUCUACGGCGUUUUUUGCAUGUCUUGCUUUCACCGUUUGUAUUCUCAGUGGAAGAAAGAUCACAAUAUCGACCAAAACGACGACAACACCACUGAUGAUGGUCCUCCAGAAAAAAGGAUCUUGGGUGGAAAGGAGGGUGAUUUCAUUAUCAAAAGCCUGGGUUUCCUCAAUGACGAUGCAAAUGACAUUGUAGUGGCAAUCGACGACUACGAUUUGGCUUCUAACAAAUUAAUGAGAUCCUUGAAUGCCGAACACUUUCCGGCAACUCACACAGACGUCGGGAUUAUUUUGCAUAUGUAUCAAGUGACGGCAAAUCUAGGUGCAAAUAUGAAUUUAACUGACAUCCAAAGGCGCCAAUUCAACCAGCUUCUAGACUCUCAAGAAGAGAUGAUCUAUUCCAAACUUCCUGGUGUAAUUGGAAACGCAACAUACUCGGUCAAGAAUGGUAGAUUUGGCAUCGUGGUCGAGACCAAAGACAUCGAGGAAUAUCGGAAAAAGGCCCUUGAGGAUUUCAUCUUUAACUUUCACCUCUCUAUGACGAAGAAAAUGAUCCAUCUCCUGGGAUUAAAGAAACAGGACUUUGACGAGUCCAUACAUAUUCCACCUUCAGUAGAGGAGGUUUUGUUUGCUCCUAUGUUCCUUAACAUCACAACCAAAGACCUUGGCUCUAUUAGUGCAAUCUAUGACUAUCUAAAAGACACGGUUCAAACGAGGAACAACCUUGGACUCAUGUUCGAUCAUGAAUAUGAAAAGGCCACAAGGACAAUUGAUGCCAUGAAUAGGAAAAUAGAGGACCGCUUUGUUCCCCAUUUGGGACAAGAGAUGAGGAAUUUGACCUUGGCAAGGGCCUAUCAUCUUUUGGAGAGGAAGGUUGACAACGGUAGAAUGAGUAGAGAGGAAUUGGAACAACUCAAGUCCGAGAGCUUCGUGGACAUGAUCCAAAGUUUGAAGAUUGUCAUUGAGAUUCUGGAGCUUGAAGAGAGUGACUUGCCCGAUUUUGGGAGCAUCAACUUUGAAAUAAUGAAUGCGCUUUUCGAUUCAAUGACCGAUUCGGAUCAAGCUUAUUUGGAGCUUCUACACGAAAGGCCCAAAAUUAAGGCCGAGCUAGACAUGGGGAAAGUAGAACGGCAGCUGCAAGUCUUGAGAAACGUGGCCGCUAAUGGACGUUCAUGGGGUAAGAGCAACGGCGAUUCCCUGGAAGAUGGAGAAGUUCAACCAAUCCCGUCCCUUGACUUCAACAAUCCGAUAAUUAAUCAUGCCAAGGACAGUGACAUCACCCCUUCCCUAGGUCACAAGCGGUCUAAGCGAUAUGUCAUCCAGCCUUGGGUCUUCUCCUGCGAGGACUUGCGAUCGUUGGGUGUGAAACGAGCCCAUUUGUCUGUUGAAAUGGUGGGGGCAAUGUCUCUCAAUGAGAUCCGUAAUUGUAUGGAUAUCAUUCAAAACCCGGGUCCGCUCCACCUUUGGCAAGGUGUGCUCAACCUCUUCAAUUUGACUCAUACCGAGCAACUUGUCCUCGCUCAGAAGGUCCCCGAACUCGUUGGGAUGCUUCCUGAGAUGAACGAGGUGGAUAAUAAACGUGAAUUCUUGACGAAAUUAGGUCGAAAUUUUCAAUUCUCCACCCCGGGAUUGUGUCGCGAGGGACACCUUCUUUCUUCUAAUGACAUUGAGAAAAAUGUGCCCAUUCCAACAAGUGACUUGUCGAGCAUUCCAUGUGUCUUCUUCCAUCCCUGUGCAUCUUUUGCUCGUUUAUUAAAGGGAUCAUCCCUGUCUCUUCCGUCUGUCAUCGUGAAUGGGAAGAAUUCCUCUCUUCUGACACUGAAGAAUGCCGGAGAAAUUCCAGAAUUAAAGGCCCUCCGUCGGGCCAACAUCCUUUACAACAGCGACUCAACACGAACCUGGGAAUGCCUGGCUGACUUGGCCAAUGACGAUCACGAAGACUGGACACCCGAAGACGUUUGGUAUGAUCAACUUUUUAGCCGACACUCUGAAGAUCAAUUAUCCAAACUAUGUCAAAGUGGUGCCAUCCGAGGCUUGAACAGCUUGAAAUUUGACAUAAAGUCAGCUGACGUGAUGGCUCGACACGAGCAGUGUGUUGAUAAACUAGCUCCGAUUUUGCGUGAUAGAGUGAUCGCAGCCCGCACAGCACUCAAAGACGAUGACGUUCCUUAAGACAUAAGAAAUUUCGGACUUUUUUUAACGUGUUCAAGGGAAGUGAUGAACAAUAAAGAAACUUGUUAACAAG
This is a messenger RNA of Tigriopus californicus, 8485 nucleotides long. RefSeq lists its product as uncharacterized. Bases 178 to 8412 code for a protein of 2744 amino acids. The transcript is spliced from 4 exons. The record is from RefSeq and is a predicted model, not a curated record. NCBI's taxonomy places the organism in Eukaryota, Metazoa, Arthropoda, Copepoda, Harpacticoida, Harpacticidae.